Messenger RNA from Poecilia latipinna (sailfin molly), 3903 nucleotides. RefSeq names its product mohawk homeobox a (gene mkxa). Gene Ontology annotation, molecular function: RNA polymerase II cis-regulatory region sequence-specific DNA binding; DNA-binding transcription factor activity, RNA polymerase II-specific. The record is from RefSeq and is a predicted model, not a curated record. Gene Ontology annotation, biological process: regulation of transcription by RNA polymerase II; muscle organ development; cell development. Gene Ontology annotation, cellular component: nucleus. Bases 899 to 2116 code for a protein of 405 amino acids. The transcript has 7 exons. Lineage: Eukaryota; Metazoa; Chordata; Actinopteri; Cyprinodontiformes; Poeciliidae.
UAUGGAUAUAACUAAACAAAUACAAUUAUCCUGAUAAUUACUAAUAAUUAUCAGAAUAACAAUCCUGAUAAUUGUUAGUGAUUAGGAUCAGCAAUGUUGCCGAGGAAGCAACAUCCUCAGCAACAUUGAUAAUGAAGACUACCAAACAAACUUGCUAUUUUCACUGAAACUGGAUUUGAUUUAGAGAAAUGUAGUUUUAAACUCUAACUUUUCUAAACUCCUGCAGCAGCUGGCUGAGCUACAGUGCUAAUGCUAGCUAACAUAAACAGGAACAAGAAAUGCAGAUUCAGUUACAGCUGCUGUUUUCUCUUUUUCAUUUGUGAAAGUUUUAAGUUGCUCUGUCCUUCAGCUUCCGGACCAAACAAAUCAAACCAUGAAUCUUUAGCAGCUCAAAUCUAUUCAACCUUUUGACAUCAUAAAUUCAUCUCCAUCAGCAGCAGCCAGCAGCUCCUAAACAGACAUUAUUUGUCCAUUGGAUCUCUAAUCCUCAGUACCUUCGAGCUCAGUGGCUCAGACAGACAGCCUGCUUCUUUCAGACUCAUGCCCGCCUCCCUCUCCUUCCCUCUGGGGGCCGCUGCCCCUGAACCGGCCUAAAGCAGCAGCAGGAUGUUCGCAGGCUCAGCCUCUGUGCAAGGAAACAUGAGCAGGCGCAGAUAUUCAGAGUCCCGGGCCGCCGGAUAAAACCAGAGGAGGAGACGGCGGUCCGUGUGGUUGGAGCUCAGAAACUCAGGCGGGGAACAUGUGAGCGGGGCAUGGGCGGCUGGGAGCGGGAUUAUUGUUCAGCACAGCCGAGAGACGCAGGAGGGAGCCGGGGAAGGAGAGACGCGGGGACACUUUCCCUCCACGAACCUUUUGGAUUUGAGCGCAGCAGAGAGAUCUGCGGACCGAGCGGCCAAAGAUGAACACCGUUGUGUUUAACAAGCUGAGCAGUCAGGUCCUGUUUGAGGAGAAGGCGAAGGAAGUGGAAAUGAGCAGCAGAAAUUACCUGGAGGUCAUCGACGGCCAACAUCCGGACCUCCUCUGCAGCAGCCCGGCCAUCAGAGACAGCCAGGCGGCCAGACACAGGCGGAGCGGGGGUCGUCCCAGCGGCAGCAAAGUGCGACACAAGCGCCAGGCCCUGCAGGACAUGGCGCGGCCGCUCAAGCAGUGGCUCUACAAGCACAGAGACAACCCGUACCCGACCAAGACGGAGAAAAUCCUGCUGGCGCUCGGCUCACAGAUGACUCUGGUCCAGGUGUCCAACUGGUUCGCCAACGCCAGGAGACGCCUGAAGAACACGGUGAGGCAGCCGGACCUGAGCUGGGCGCUCCGGAUCAAACUCUACAACAAAUACGUUCAGGGCAACGCAGAGAGGCUGAGCGUCAGCAGCGACGACAGCUGCUCCCAAGAUGGAGACAACCCUCAGAGGACACAGAGCGGUCCUCAGGAUCUCACCAAGCCCUUGUACCAGAGCGUCAUCAAGAAAGAGGGCUCCCCCAUGGUGGGCGUGGCCAUCGGCAUGGACCCAGGGCUGCGUUCUGCCGUGGAGACCGAGGACUACGUGUCUCCACCCAAGUACAAGAGCAGCCUGCUGCACCGCUACCUGAACGACUCUCUGCGGCACGUCAUGGUGGCCAACGCUGUCAUGGACGCUCGCAAGAGGAACCACUCUGGCUCCUUCAGCUCCAACGAGUUCGAUGACGAGCUGCUGUCGCCGUCGUCUUCUGAAGCUGAGGCCCACUUCGUCUAUCGAGCCGAAGCCACAGACCAUGGAUCAAGUCAACAUGACAAGGGCAACGGUGGCGUCGCAGCGACGCAGAAGGAGAAGGUGAAGGCCAAAGAUGAGACGUACUGGAAGGAGAUCAACGCCGCCAUGGCCUUGACCAACUUGGCUCAGGGGAAGGACAGCGUCUCCGGGACAACCAGCUGCAUCAUCCAGAAGUCCUCCCAUAUAGCCGAGGUGAAGACUGUUAAAAAGGUUCUAGCUCUGACGUCCUCCCAUCCAAAUGUAGAAACCAGCAAACAUUCCUCUCUCAGCAAGUUUGAACUGAACUCCCCUUUAAAUGAAGAGAACUGUUACUUACGGAGGGAAAAGGGCUUGUUUAAAGCUGAAGAAGAAAUCAUUUUGUCAUAUUGAAGUUCCCAUUUUUUAAUAUUUCCCUGCCAUUAUCAGUGCCUUAAUAUUCCCAUUCUUGAAGCAAGAAAUGUUUGUAAUGUUAUAUUAUUAUCCAAAGUGUCCUUAAGAUCCAUAAACACGAUUUUGAAGAAAUCAAACUGAAAACCUUCUGAUUACCAGACUCUUACCACAGAGCUGCCUCAGAUUUACCACUAAAUCAGCCUUCAACCCGGUCACCGUGAUGCCUUUGCCACGGCUGCUUUUUCUGUUCAGCAAUAUAUCAUGUGACUAGUGAAAUUAAAAAUUUCAAUGAGAAUGACAAUUUCUUGCUCAGUUGAUCAGGUGCUGAUGUGAACUAUUGUGUGCCUCAUGGUUGUGUUGGGGUUGCCUGGAUGUCUGGUUGUUUUGUUUUGGUCAGUUUUGUUUAUCCAGACUGUUGCAUUAGGAUCAUGUCUUGGCAUCCAGUGGAAAGAGUCUGUUUCUAGAGAAAAUACUUUUCCUAAUGGUGCACAUGUCAUAAACUUUUGUGGUGAGCUUGGAAAAGCUCACAGUUGUAAAAAAAAAAAAAAGAAAACCCUCAUGUCCUUGGGAGAAAGUGAAGUUGGCCCUCUGUGCUGACUUUUAAUUUAAUACGCCUUCAAGGUAUUGUUCAUGUGUUAUGAAACCGAAAGUGUAACAUGAAUUGCUCAGUUUGAGUUUUAUGAUAUGCAGACUGUUAUGGUCAAGGACUUUGCAAACGAGUGAAGUUGCACAGUGACUUUUCUUUUGUUUGUUUUUUUUUGUCUCAAAUAUUUAACAAAAGUCUGUACUUAAAGUUUGUGGUUGGGGAGGUGUUUCAACAAAAUGAAACAAAGUUCAAGAAAUGAAGGAUAUCUUUGCGUUACUUCAGUCAGUGUGCCUAAACAAGUAGAAGGAAAUGAGUCAAACCUGCCAAUCCCCAGUAAGGCUGUUGGCCUCCUAUAGGUGUUUCUAUACAUCGGAUCCAGGCAGGGAGGAACUGGAUCCCCACCUUUGUCUCUGAACUUCUGGGUCACUCAUGAGCCUCACAACUCGCACACUGAGAGGAGGCAGGGGAAGGUAGGAAGGGUUCAGGGACAGAAAGUCUCUGCUGCCCUAACAACCAGAGACCGGUCACACUGGUUAGCCCAUGAAGUCUUCAACAAACUCUCCACUUCAUCUGGGAGGAUCCAGUCAGAACCUUUAAAUACACAUUUUAACAUGUUUCUUCAUACCUUACCUGCCUUGUAAAGUAACUAUACCAGCUGGAGUGUGAAGCCUCACUCAGGGAACGAUGGUUACCUGCCUAAUCUGUCUGCAUUACGGCCAGUCAACAGAACUCUGUUAGGGUCGACGGUACAGUAAAUAAAUCAGGGAGGAGGUGAAAUGAGGACAAACAAUGAAGCUCAUUCCAAUCAUUUUGUAAAUUAAGUUUCUGUAUCAAUGAACUGAAGGCAUCGUCUGUGAUCCUGGACAGAGUCGAUGCCUUACCAGGGAGAACCUUGUUCCCCUGACAACAGAGGAGUCAUUAUGCACAUUGUAGCAUCACACAGUAAAUCAGGACACAUAGGGAUGAAACAGAAAGAUGUUUUCAUUAUUUAUAUUUAAAAUGGCAACGAUCAGAUUGUUUUUAUGUUGACUCACAAAGUGAGAUUUUUUUAAUGUUAUUUUAUUUUUUGCUUAUUCAAAUGGAGACUGGAUGUUCAGUCCAAUGACCAAAUACAUAUCUCCCUUUUGAUUGAUUUGUUUUCAUGUGAAGUUGUUUUUUUUUAUGGUGUUUUGUAACAACAAUGAAUAAAUCUCUGAAUGAA